GCGAGCUCGAGCUCGAGUCCGUCGUCGAACUCGUGCGGGAGAAGCACGCGUUCGCGUUCGGCGUGCUCUCAGAUGAGAGUUUGCAGACCAUGGCUGAGCAGCUGCGCAUGCUCGGGCGGAGAGAUUAUGAGGAUGAGCUGUGGCAGCGGCGGAGGGGUUAGAAUUCUGCUCUCUUUUUUUGUUGUAUUGCGGUUCAGGCUUGGAGUGGGUGUAUAUACUCUUUGGAGUGGGUUUGCAACGGAGUCUAGGAAACCUCGGCGUCUUGAUCUGCCUUUUUGCUUUGCUUAUUUGUUUCUGUUUUUUCUUGUGUCGUUCUAUGUUUAUAAAGAUGGGCGGUAGGAGUAUGGGGUAUAGAUGGUAUACAUUGAUACAGAGCGAGUAUAGAUGGGGUUCAGAUUCUUGUAUUAUAUCGAAACGUCCU
Molecule: messenger RNA, 421 nt
Organism: Myxozyma melibiosi
Lineage: Eukaryota; Fungi; Ascomycota; Lipomycetes; Lipomycetales; Lipomycetaceae
Exons: 1
Coding region: 73-339 (88 amino acids)
Source: RefSeq, a predicted model, not a curated record